UGAGAGUCUCAGGCCACAGUUGUCUCAAUCCCACAGACCAAGCAGUCCUUAAUGGACAGGCAAGGCAGACCUCCUCUCACCAGGAGAGAGAAGAAAAGCUCUUGGGAAAUCCAUCGCCCUUGCGAAGGCUUCAAACCAACCAAGCAUUGAAAAGUUCUGUACACAGCUUAACACACUUACUGAAAGCAAGAACACAGGUUUCCUGUGCCUCCAGCUUCCUGCUACAAGUAACAAGUGUGUGUAGACUGCUCAAAUAUGUCAGAGACUUCCUCCCACGACUCCUUCUAUGAUUCCUUAUCAGACAUGCAGGAAGAGGGCAGAAGUGCUGACUUCUUCCCAGGCCUCUCUGCUUUCCUCAGCCAGGAAGAAAUAAAUAAAAGCCUUGACCUGGCACGCAGAGCUAUAGACAACUCUGAAACUGAAGAUUUUGACUCCGAAAAGGAGAUCUCGCAGAUUUUCAGCAAGUCUCCUACGAGCCUCUGCGAAACUCCUUCCUAUGAGGAGAAGAAAUCAGGCGAGCAGACUUCCUCAGAAGGACCUCGGGAUAAUAGGCGAGCAUCUGUCCAGCCUCUAGCAGAACAAGCUGAAAGGAUCACUUCCCCGGCGGCUUCAAAGAGAAAACCUGGGGUAUCACCCCUGCUGGCCAGCCCCAGCUACAUCCGGAGCCUACGCAAGGCUGAAAAACGAGGUGCAAAAGUUCCCAAUCCAAGUGCAAAGCCCAAGGCUGCCCAGCAAAGCAAGACUGGCCCCCAGAGCCAACUGUGCGACAAGGCAGCUAGUUUCAUCGAGGAACUGACGUCCAUAUUUAGAGAGGCAGCCAAGCCAAGAAACAGAAGCCCUAAUGGUGAGUCCUCGUCACCAGACAGUGGGUAUCUGUCUCCUAAAAAUCAGCCAUCAACCCUGAUGAGUGCCUCAGCCAGCCAGAGCCCCACUGCAGACCAGCUAGACCAACUCGAGAUGGACGCAGAGGUCAAGCAACCCCAGGGCAGCCUUUGCUACCAGGCCCACAAGGCUCCAGAAGAGACCUUGCCACACACUCACAUCCCGCACCCACAGCCCCAGAAAGCCCGCCACUUGCCAUCAUCUGCACCUCGCUUCAUCCAGAAGCUGAGGAGCCAAGAAGUUGCCGAAGGAAGCAGAGUUUAUUUGGAGUGUAGAGUCACUGGAAACCCAGCUCCCAGAGUCAGAAAGAAUGGAGUGGACAAAGUCAGCCACGUAAGUCAAAACAGCCGUUUUACGUGCAAGCUCACCCACGCGUCGCUGGCCUUGGUUUCUUACUUUACAAUCAUCGCUCAGAAGAAAGCAUCGGGAUGAUUCACAAGCUCACCCUGUCAGUUUUUACUGUAAUGUUUGAUAUUUUUAAGAAAUGGACAGCAGGGGGCAGUAAAAACCUUCUUAAUGGGUCUUUCAGCCGCUGUGUUCUUGUGUUCUACGUUUAUGUGUUUCUUUCAGAUUCUAUUUUGUUUUUUUAAAACCCACGGAUUUUAGGAGCAAAUACUCGGUGAGAAAUAUAUUCAUAUGCAAAACAGUGUUACUGAUUUUGAAGCUUCGUGGUUCGAUUUACAUUUAUGUGCAAAAUAGCCUCUUCCAAGUGUAAUUCAGUGGUGAAUGCAUAACUUGUCAAAACUGACCGAAAGCACUCCACUUAGCACCAAAGGACCCAAUCAAAUGAGCAGGCCAGGAUCCCUUAUUAAAGUUCAGUUAGUUGUCUGGUAACAUAGGGAAGCAUCAAAAUCAUGCUUGGGCUUCUUGGGGACAGUAGGUUUAGACAUUUAGUUAGUAGCAUAGUAUUGUUAGUUAUUUUCAAAGUACUAAAAUCAAUGACCGAUGUUCGUUAGAUAUGGUAAACAGUCAUUAAAUCUUCGGUAAAAAAUAUUCCAUUGUCCAUUCUCCAGUUAACUGGCCAUUUUGUAUCCUUUAGGGUUCAUUUUUGUUUUAAUUUGCUUUAAGAAGAAGGAUAUAAAUCUACAAUGAGGCCAGGAGUUUUGUUUUCAUUCCUGUUGAGAGAUCUUGGUCACCUUGAUCAUACAUUUGGAAGUACACCAAACUUCAUGAUCAUUAAACUUUAUUGACCACAUGAGACAUGUGAUGGAUGGUCCUAGUGGAGAAUCUUCUGUGAAGACAAUUUUGUGUCAGGAAGAAAACCUUUAAUAAAACAGUGCUCACACGGGUACAUGAGAAACUGGCUCAGCUUGCGUCAGUCCAGGGACACUGGCCUACACAUUAGCGACACCUAGUUCAUUGGCAGGAUCUAGAAGUCGUUGAUUGUCUUAGGGAGAGGAAGGGAGUGUCAAGGAAUCUGAAGCAAUCAGUGGGCAAAAGCCCAAGAGAUACUGCUUGGCAAACACAGAGACACAUAGUAUUGGGCAGUUGGCAGCUUUCCUAGGAAGGGGCAGGGUGUGGCUGGGUGGGGGGCAGACCAGAGAAAAGAAUGCACUGUUGGCAGGUAUGGCAGCAGGUGGUGAGAUCCUGAGGGACUAGAACACAGGGAGAAACUUCACUUGUCAAUAGUAUAUGCAAGCAAGCAGCCAGACCAGGGUUCCAGGAGGACACAGGAAGAGCACAAGGAAUUUGCAUUCAGCUCUGAUGAAAUGAGGCCAACGUUUAGUGACUGCCUUUGUGCUGGAGCCAGGAUGAACGAACAACUUCCUACAACAGCAUGGCUAGGCUACUUACUGCUAGCUUAGAGAUCCUUAAAGAAGGCCAAAACCGAGGCUGCUCCAAAGCCUCAGACCAGACUUGGUAGCACAAGCCUUUAAUCCCAGCACUAGGAAGCAGAUAGAUCUCCUUUGAGUUCAAGGCCAGACUGGUCUACAUAGUGAGCUUCAGGCCAGCCAGGGCUAUAUGGUGAGUCUCUGUCUUAAAAAGAUCAAAACAGAAGAAAACCCUGGGUAUCGUCAAACUAAUAAAUUAGAUAAAGGAGCUCCAGUUAAAAGGAGGAAUGGGAGGAACAGUAAUGAGAAGGCAGGCCAGUCAUUUCAUGGCAUUCCUACUUUAAACACGCUGUUCCCACUGGUGCAAUGUGAAAGCAAUGUUCUUUCCCUCCUUUAUUCUUACUUCUCCAGACAAAAAUCUCAACCAUUAAAGGAAAGAGAAGUUGUGUGUACGUAGCAUUAAAAUUGUAUAUAAGGGUCAGGAGAGAUGGCUUAGAGGUUAAGAGCACUGACUGCUCUUCCAAAGGUCCUGAGUUCAAUUCCUGAAACCACAUGGUGGCUCACAACCAUCUGUAAUGGGAUCCGAUGCCCUGUACUGCUAUGUCUGGAGGGAGAGGCAGUGUACUCAUAUACAUUAAAUAAAUAAAUCUUUAAAAAAAUAAAGAAAAAUUGUAUAUAAGUUAUUUCUUAACAAUUUUAGCUUAAAAUUUUUCAAGAUUUUUUUAUUUGUGAUUGUGUUCUUAUGCUGCUGAAUGUGUGUCUCUGUAAGUGUAUGUGCACAUGUGUGUGCAGUUGCCCCCUGGGCCAAAAGACAGCAUUAAAACCUUCUGGGCCAUUUGAUGGGAUGUGAACUCUGAUCCUCCUGAUUGAGCCGCAAAUACUCCUAACCUCUGAGCUGCUUCUCCAGUCUCAUACAAGUUGAAUUAUUACAUCAUCUGUUUCUCUAUUCUGUCCUGUCCUAAUGGUGCUCCUUUCUCAGCCUUCAGAGGAGCAUGGGGGUGGACACCACUCACCGUCCUUGGUCCUCUGCACUCUCGAGUGGAUAACUAGUUCAUAGAAGGUUGUGGUAUAUACCUAUAAUCCUAGCACUGGGAGGAUAGAGGCAGAAUGAUCUUGAGUUUUAGAUCAGUCUGGACUAGAUCUGAGUCUAAAUUUAGUCCCAAAACAACAUGAUUUUGUUAUUAUAAAAGGAGUCUUCCUCCUCCUUCUCCUCUUCUUCUUCCUCUUCCUCCCCUCCUCUUAUUUGUUCUUCUGCAACAGAGUGCCACUAUGUAACCCUGGCUGACCUGGAACUCACUAUGCAGGGCUACAUAGGACCAGACUGACCACAAACUCAGAGAUUCAUCUGUCUCUGCUUCCUUGGUGCUGGAAUUGAAGCAUAUACCACCAGACCUGACCCAGUUUCUGCAUUUAAAAAUAUUUUUAAUGGAACUUGUAUCUUUUAAACCACUUAAAUUUAAGAGGCCCUAGAUAUGAAACUGUACAGUGAUGUAUCAAAUAGUAAAAAAAAAAGUUAAUUAAUCACAGAGCCUAGAAUGUAAGUCAGGUGGUUUUAUUCCAUAUCAUUCGGUCUCAUCCAUAAGAAGGUCCCGCCACUGUCCUUCUUACUGAACUGCUGUGUCUGGUUCAGUGGCAACCUCCAGAAGUAGAGAGGAGGAAAUCAUAUUCCAAAUACUUUCAAAGAGAUGGUGGCGUGAUAUUUUCUACACAAAGAGAUCCAUAGUUCCUCAUGAUUGUGUCUCUUUCUCUUCAACCCAUUAAUGAUCAUCAGUCAGCACAAAUGUUAAAAGAGCCUGCAUAUUCUCUGCAUAAUAGCUGUAAAGAAAUCUAAGUCUUCUAGUUGUGAGCAGCGAUCUACACACUUUCAUAUUCAGAAAUAGUAAGGUGAAUGCCUACAUUUAUGAAAGGGAAAAUACUUUCAAAUACUCAACUACUGAAGUAAAAAGGAUCCAGCAUACACUUUAAUAUUCCAGACACGGUUCCUCAAACAGAUGCCUAUUAGGCCAUACUUACCAGUCUUGUAAAGUUUUAUUUAAUAUAUGUAAUUGCAAUUAAUUAAAUUCUUUUUAUAAUUAAAACUCAGCACCUUCAGUGCUCCACAUAGUUUACAUGAGCAAGACCUUGAUCCUCAUCAAAACAAAGCAAUGAGAGUAUCCAUAUGAAAUCAAUACAGCACUGUCUGUGGACAUUUAUGUUCCCUAAGGAUAAUCAUAAUAAAUAAAACAUACCAUGGAUAUUUAUCUUAGUAAGACCAUCUGUAUGGACUGUGGUGGUUUGGGACAAUAUGGCAGUCACACCAAAGCCAGUAGAUUAUAAAUGUGAAUAUACACAUGGCUUAGCCCAAGAUUAUUCCAAGAAUAGCCAACAUUGAGAACUCUACACGCCACCAGAUUAUCAAAAUAAAAAUAAUCGACAAUUACAUUUGGUGUUACUACAAUAUGACACAUGGUUAUACGUAAUUUGGAGCACAGUUUUAGGAUAAGCAGUGCAUUUAAGAUGUACACACAUGAAGCCUUUACAUAACAUCUCUGUAGAGAUCUAAUGUAAAGUGUCAAAACUUCCUUUCUAGAAGUUCUAGAAAAAAUUAUCGCAGUCACCCUUGAGUGUGCUUGUUCUCAACCCCAUCUCUGGUCCAUCCAACAAUCUCCCUUUCAGAUCUCCAAACUGGGAUUCUUCAUUCCGUCACCUCCAGUGUGCUCCCCUCCAAGCUUCAAGCUCUCUCUCAGAUACUAGCACUGCCCUCUGAUAGACUUCCUUGGGCCUACAUUUGUUCAUCCAUGUCCCCAUGACUCCCAUCAGAGUCCUUUUCAGUGAACUGUCAUCAUAGCACUACAUGCAGUGACUUUUUAUAUGGAAUAAAGUGGAAUAAAAUACACUGUCCUGGCAGAUCCUAAUAAGGUCUCUUCUGUUUGAUUUAUCCCAGCUUCUUACCACCGAAGAGUCCACAUCAGCCUAAGGGACCUUACUGCACCUCCUUCAUAGGGGCCCUCUGUGCCUUCUGCUCUUUCUCCGUGGAAUGUUCUCUCUUCAUAUUUUUCCAUAAAGUAUCUUUGGGGUAUGUCUUGCUAUAUCUACCCUAUGUUAAAAGGGGGUGGAGAGAGGUCCUGCCCAUACCGCACAAUUGUAGUAUCUGGCAGUUUUCUCCAUAAACUUUUAUGACAUACUGUGGAUUACUGGUUCAAUUUUACUAUCCAUUUCCUUCAACAGAAUUAAAAAUCCUUGAGUAUAAGGACCUACCUUUUUUUUUCAUUUAUUGGUGUCUGAGAUCUAAAAUGGCAUCUGACAUCUAAUAUGUGAUCAAUAAAUACAUGUUGAAUAACUCUGGGAGUAAAUUCCACUCCAAGGUGGAAGAAAAUGUUGCCCUGGUGUUCUCAAUAAAACUGGAAAAGCUAUAAAAGUAAGUGAAUAAAUUAAAUCAAGAUAUAUACAUAAUGAAUAAACCAGAGGUGAAUUUAUCAGAUCUGAAACUCAAAAAUAAAAUACCAAUUAAGAGUAAGCAAGUUAAAAAGAAGUGCACAGGGCUGGAGAGAUGGCUCAGCCGUUAAAGGCUAGGCUCACACCCAAAAAAAGAAGUGCACAGUGGCUCAGUUAGCAAAGUGCUUGGUUAACAUGCACAAAGCCCACGGUCUGAUACCAAGCACCUGAAAAUGAGCAAAGAAGCCAACAAACACUCGAACAGUGGAAGCAGGGGCCUUAUCCAUUCAUAGCAAAAGGGGGAUUGAGGACAGCCUGGCCUCGUGAAUAUACACAACUAGCAUGAAUAAAUGGUUUUCUUAAAGUUACUUUCUAAAACAACACCAUCUUAAGCCUACUGAGGUUGUCAGAAUACAAACUAGUACACAAGAAUGUCAAAUGUUACAUUAAAUAUGCCAGUAACCACAGAGACAAAGAACCAAGGGGCUUCGGUUGUGGUCACAGCAUAACCUUAAAAGCAUUGCCUUUUAUCUUCCUUUACCAUCUAUACUAUCUAUGCACUGGUACUGUGCAUAAUUUAGUACAGAAAAACCACCCAGAAGAGCCAGGUGCAUAUAGCUCAGUGAAAAAUCAUCUGCCCAGCACAUUCAAGGCCCUGGAUUCAGUCCCCAGUACCAGAAGAAAACCAUCAUUAAAAACAUCUUGACGUCUCUAGUAACAUGAAUUGAAUAGGGUGGAUCUUAGUCAUUUUCCAUUAUAAGUUAUUUGUUAACCACUUUUCUGGGUUGUGUCAGUGAUAUUUUAGGACUUUAAAAAUCACUUUUUUGUUUUGAUUUUGUUAUGUUCCAAUAAAAUAUUAUGUUUUCAGUCUUAUGGCAAAGACCUUUAAUGAAAUAGUCUACCCAGGUUUUUGGCUACAGAAGAUACAAGAAAAAGUCAAAAUGUAGACACUUGAAUUCAUGCACGUGUGUGGAGUUUCUUACUCUUUUGUUAUUGAGUUCUUUUUUUCUUCUCCACAUGGGCCUUUUUGUGUAACAAAUGUCAAGAAAUGUUCCCUAGAACAACAAAUUACUGUUGAACUAGAAACCAAAAGAUCUCAGCAAUGGAGUAGUGCCCUUCGGUGAUGUGGAAAUGGAACCUUCUCUCUGCCUUCUCCGGACAUACUUGUCUGUGCCCCACAGACUAAAAGUGUAUGGUGGUCUGCUUGAUGCUCUGUCUUCCUUCCCACACCUCUGUUCUUUCUCAAUCCACUUGUCUCCAGUACCUGCCCACUUGGAAUUCUUCCUUUAAAACACUGGGUUUAUCUCUAUGGUAGUUUAAACAGAAGGCUAUCAUUGAUCAGACUGUUGAAUCUUUUGCUUCAGAUCUUGAGAAAAUGGAGUUGCUCUGUAUUGCUGACACAGGAGGUAUCAGACCUGUUGGCUGGAAUUGCUGUUUCAUAGUUUGAACAUUUACAGAUGGCCAGUUGCUACCUCACCUCCUUUCCGGGUUUCAUUUCCUCUUCCCGGGCAGCACCAGGGUGUGUGACAAGCACAUUCAUGAUAUCCACCAUAAGGCUGCUCACAAUGCUGUUUCGGGGAGUCAAGAAGCAAGCUUCAAGGCCUGGAAGAUGGCUCGGAAGCAAAGGCAUUUACUGUCAAGGUUGAUGAGACCUAAAUUCAACCCAAAUGAUGAAGCAGAGAACCAAUGGCUACAGUUUGCCCAUUGACUACCACAUGAACAAUGUGGUACAUGUGCAGCUGUGCAGGCAAGGAUCUUCACAUGCACACAACACUAUAUAGAUGAUGAUGAGGAGGAGGAGGAAGAGGAGGAGGAGGAGGAGGAGGUAGAGGAGGAGAAGGAGGAGGAGGAGGAGGACGAUAUAGAUGAUGGAUGGAUGGAUGGAUGGAUGGAUGGAUGGAUGGAUGGAUAAGUAGGUAGGCAGGUAGAUGACAGAUAGAUAGAUAGAUAGAUAGAUAGAUAGAUAGAUAGAUAGAUAGAUAGAUAGAACAUUAAAUAAAUAAAAAGCAACCUCUGUGUUCAAGAAGAAGAAGUAGUAUUACUGCAUUGAGGAAUUUUUGUUGAUGAAAACUGUCAUUGAUAUCAGUCAUCAAUAGCAGGAACCAAACUGGGAAUUCAUAUCAAUUUAUCUCUCAUUGGGCAAGUUUCCAUAGUUGACAAGAAAACAAAUAAACAAACAAUCAUUAAAGUAAAUUCACCUAAGAAAUAAAGACAUGUAUAGCGAAUCCCUUCAGAAUUAAAAAAUUGGCUUGAGAAAAAAAAACCUGUCAAAACAGCUGAGUACAGUAGAUUGUAGAGUGAGAGAAAUUCUGGUUAUGCCAUGUAUCAGAUAGGCAACUUGGUAAGUUUAAGCUUUCAUGCCUCAAUAGCCUUCCUAAUAAAAUAAAAUAAUGACCGUACAUACUUAUAGGGCAGUGUUUAGGUCAACCAAGACAGAUAAAGAAUUUAAAAUUGUGUUGGGCAUGCAGUAAUAUGCUAACAUAUAUUAACAUCUCACUUGUAAAGUUAUUUUUUAGUGGUUUCUUUGGAACUGGAGAGAUGACUAAUUGGUUAGUAGUGCAUGCCGUAUAAUCAUAAGGACCAGAGUUUGGGCCCCAGCACCCAUAUGACAAGCCAGGAGUCCCACCAACACCUGUAGCUACAAUUCUGAUGAACUCAACACUGUGGGUACAGCAUGUAAGUACAUGCACAUGUGCACACGCACACGUGCACACACACACACACAUGUGCACACACACACAGAGAGAGAGAGAAUAGUCACACACACACACACAAAAUACAAUAACAUAAUUUAUUAAAUAAAUAUUUUAAAAAGUUCUUACUUUUAUUACUGUUGAUUUGGUAUAAGAUCCCCCAUAUUCUAUCUGCUCAAAAGUCAUUGUUCUUCUUUUCUGUCUUUAAAAUCUUUGCACUUCAAUUUCCAUUUUUAAAUCCUAAGCAUGCACAACACUAUGGGGAUAAUGGGAAAAAACUGCCUCCCUCAGCAGUAUAGGACAAACAAUGAGCUUGUAAGAAUCACAAACGCAUGCUUAAAGGCAUUUCCUUGUCUAUUUCCUCAGAAUCCUAGGUUUGCCUAUCAGGGUCAGACUCCACUAAGAAUUCCCUGGAGUCACUGUGUCGAGUCUCUGUAUAUUUCUACUUUCUAGCAACUUUUACUUUACUUGGCCUUCCGUUUCUUUAUGGCUGUGGGGGAUGGGAAUCAAGUCAAGAAAAAGGGAUUUCUUCCAAUCCCCCACACACACCUAAUGGUCUCUCCAUCCUCUUGCUCCACCCUUCAGAGCUGUGGAGGUCAGCCAUGUAUCGGGACUUACAGUCAUUGUGGAAAACUUUCCUGACCCAGGCCUCUUGACUAUUGUUUUCUUGAGCUUCUUUAAAUUGUCCCUUCAUUUCCUCAGCUUGUCUCAGAGGUACCCGUUAAAUAUUUGCUAAAGUCCAUUGAAAGUAGCUUCCCAACACUUUGCUCCUUGUUUUUGUAUUCCAAUAAUUUUAGCAGGAAGGAAUCGUUAAAUAAUUUGAAUAACAAAUAUACACUUUUCCCAAGCUGGGCAGGUUGGCUUUGAUUUUGUACUGUCUUGCUUAAGUAUUAGAAAAUACAGCAAAAUGCUCACAAGGAAAUGAGUGAGCCUCUGCACACUUAAUGGUACAAAAUCGUAGUUUCCCAAGAACCUGACUGUGAAGUUUCUGCUGCUUCCACAGCAAGAGCUGCUCAUGCUUUCAAGUCUUUCCUAUGACGCUGAUUUCAUUUCUUCGUGACCUGCUUCUUCAUUUGCCUGGGGCAAUGCCUCACUAUGAAGCUCGCAGUGUGUGCACGUAUAAUUACAGCUAUUACAAGCUCUCUGUAAACACCACAUUCUUUUGACUGUUAGGAAUGACAUUAUAAAUGUAACUGUGGCAAAUAGAAUUAUGCCUGAAACCCACCACGGCUUGCUGCGUUUAAAGCAAGAUGCAAAACUCUCCUUCUCAUUGGCGUAUUCAAAUGGCGUGUUGCUAUAGGAAUACUUUUCCUGCUUCAUUUUAGUUCUUUGAGCCAAAAUUUAGUGAUAUGUUGAAUAAUCUGCUGGAAUAAAAGUGAACCACUAGCCACCUGUACACUGAUAGGGAAACGUAACUGCCAGCAUUCCAUGACAGAAAAGUCACAAACGCACAGGAAGUCACUUUGUUCUCUUCUGUAUGAGUCCCAACAGUGAAGGCUACCUCUGUAUAGCUGCAUAUGCUCUCAGCAGCCAGUGUCUAGUGAGUCUGUAAUCAUCAGCCCCAAAGCAUAACCAAGGACACCAUAGGAAAUAAGGUUUCUUCCUAAGGGGACGGCAUUGAACCUUGGCUGCCAGAAUUGGAAAAGUGUAUCUUGAGAGAGAAAGAGCUUUGGGGAAAGGGUCUGACAGUUAAUAGAGGAGAAUGUUCCAAAAAGAAGGUAGAAGGACAAGGAAGAGAAAACAGGGAAAAGAAAAGAAAAAUGUUAAUUAUAAAAAAGAAAACUCCCGUUAUAUUAAAAUGGAUUCUUUCUUUAAAAGAAAGAGUUUCAAAAUCAUUUUUUACCAGCAUAGAGGUAAUUCCAGUCUGCAUGUUGAUUGCUUCUCUAAAAGCAGAUGCCUAUGGAUGGCUUCCUUCCAUUCCCCAAGGCAACAUCAAGGAAACCCGAAAAAGAAGGGCACCAUGAUCAAUGAUUUCAUGGUCCUCCUUAGAAAAUGUCAUACCGUGUGCACCCCUGGCCAACUCAGUAUUGACACGAGGGAGCAUCAACAACAUUUUUACUGGUAGAAUAAACACAGUUGAUGCAGCUUUGGGGAGCAGAGCAAUGGUGCCAUGGGCCAGGCCUCGUUCGCUCGCUCUCUCACAAACAGAGCAGUAAUGCCAAGAACAGAAUAAAUAUGAUUUGUAAUCCAGCAUGGUACUAUUUAACUCUUAUAUUCCAUUGCCAGCGUUUUAAUUAGGAACGCACUGGCCUGUGUUAGCCAGAACCCUGCUACAUGGAAUUACUCUGUGUGCCAAGGGUAAGGACAAGUCCUCAUCACUGCCUGGAAUACAGUUGGGAAGGGCCAUUGCAACAAUGACAGCAUUUAGUUCCAUGAUUGUGGACAGGCUUUUGCUAUGAAAGACCACUAUGACUCCAACACAAGACGGUAGCUUUUACGACACAAAUAACUUUAACCUUGGACAGGUAGCUAUUGGAAGGAAGAGACAAGAUUAAAGAAACUGUCUUCUGCACCAUGUAUGAGCAUUGUUAACAUGGGGAGUCACUGAGCAUAUCAAGACGAUAGGUAACCUCCGAGUUGGCAGAAAUAAUGUCAGGUGCCAUGGGGGAGUGGUCAGGUAAGCAAGGAGAGUCUCUCAAAUGCUGUUGUGUCCCUCUGGGGACAAUUUCACUAACUAGAAGUAGACACCAGUCCUUUGUACACAGUCAGCUUUGUGACAUCCCAACCAAAUCAUGUCUACUCCAGAUUUUAACAUUUGGGUGAAAUGUUUAAUAGAAGUAGAUUGGAGCCUAUGGUGUGACUCUAUUUUGCCAUUUCUUAAUGGAACCUACUAAUGUACCACCUCAUUAAAAAGUCACCAGUCUUACUUCUAUAGGAAAAACAAUAGUUUAAACAUCAAGUACCCCACACAAAAAAGAACAAGUGUCAUCCCUCCAGUGUGAGAGCUGUUGUAUUUGGAUUGAUUUUUUUCCAAACCCUAACAGGUUAUUGCAAGACAAAUAAUGAAUCUGUUAACGAGGCGUGUCUGUCUUACUACAAAUCAAAGCAAUUUUAUAAGCACUGUAUCAUCUAUAAUAUAUACCUGCAAGAGUUAUGUUACCAAUUAAAAAAAAAGCUUACUACAUCCCUAGUCCCUUUCAUCUUCAAGUCUGAAAAUCUGAACAUUGAUUGGUCCACUGUACCAUUGCACAAUGCCUUUAGCUCCUUGGAAUCUGAAGGUGCGUUUCCAACAAGGUCUAAACACGGCUCUCUGCCUUCCAGCUGCUUCCCACACAACCUCAGGUGUCCGGACACCAUGUUCUGGAAAGACAAGGCUAGUUCUUAGCUACCUUAGGUUCAAACUGGAUUCUGUGGCCCCAGCAGCUUCUAGACUCUACAUGGGGUCUUCCUCAAGUUCUCAACUGUCACACAGGUGUUUUUUCACUCCUUCCUUUGAUAGGUUUCUGGCUGUCAGAUUUUGAUAAAUCAGAAAAAGAUUAAGCCCAACCAAAGCCUGUCUUUUAUUACAGUUUGCUCUGGUUGAAGCAUGCAAUUUUCUCACUCAUAGCCAUGGAAUUAGAAUAAACUAUGGUCCAAACUGUAAGAGCAGUUUGUUUUGCCUCCCCUCUCCUCAUUGGCAUUGUAACCAAGGCCUGUUUCCCUGACACUUAUAAUUUUCUUCCUCCUCUCCUCCUCCUCUUCCCCGUCCUCCUCCUGCUUCUGUUAGGCCUGCUUACACUCCAGGUAUGUUUAUAGAAACAGAACUUGGUUUUCAUUUUCUUUAUUCCAGCAUGACAUAUAUCUGAACUAAUCAUCUGUGCUUGAGAUGACAAACAUGAGAGGUAGCGACUAGGACGCUAGCACCUGACUGUGUUCUCAGGGCCUUCCCUACAUGGAUAUAUUUCAUCAGUUGGAUAGAGUAAAUGUAUCAUAGAUGAUCAGAGUGGUAAGGGAGACACGAGUCGGAGGUUAUGAAACUACAGGAGACCACUGAAGGCUCCAAGAAGGGACUCAGAAAGAGACAAGGUAGAAGGUUAGAAGCAGAUGACAUGAAAAAGUGUUCUGAGAAGAAAUGAAGAAGGCCAAGUUGGAAAUGGCUGAGUGCUAGAGACCACAAUGACAUCUAUAUCCCAAGUGUUUCCAGACCAAACAUGUCAGGAAAAGAAAUCAGCAAGCGAGAGUUUCCCCCUUUGCCAGCCGCUCCUGGCAUUAGUCUGAGCUACUCCUGCGCAUGUGGUUGUGCGACCACGAUAACAAACAUUUAAUAUUGACAUGACAGCAAUCAUUCUGAAGGGGCAUGAGUCACGUUUUAAAAGAUGCUAAUAGGAUUAGCGUAAUGAACUCGGGAUUGCUUCCUUAUGAUUCUGCAGAUGGGUACUGCAGGGAAUGAAGAGAAUGCCUAGUGGUGUCUCUUUCCGUUUGCCUUCAUAAAGCCAUUCAUAACAGCUCAGAAAGAAAAUUCAACAGAGAUCCCUUUGGAUCAGGCUGACACAACACUGUAUUAGGAUUAUUAAAUCCAAGUCCAGCCGUAUGUUAUUUAAUAAUAGGGAUGCACUCUAAGAAGCAUGAUGAUUUUGGUAUUACACAAGCAUCUCAGUAUGUUGGCACAGUUCAGAUGGCAUAGAUCAAUGCUGUGGUGUGGCCCUGAUCUGUCUAAAGGAUGAUCUACAGUGGCUGUCAUCUUCUGGUUUGAAAUGAAUAGUAUAGCACGUACAUAAAAGCUAAAGUAACAAUGAAUAUCAAGAGCUGGAUAGAUACCAAAAUAUUACCAAGUCAGGUGCUCAGAAUAUUCUGCAGAAAUACUAAGAAACACUCUCUAAGGGAGCCAGCUGGAGUCCCUAGUAGAGAAUCCUGGGCAAAGCAGGUGUCCCCUUGGUUGGGGCUCCCAAGUGAAAAAACUAAUAACAGUAUGUAGAGGUAACACCAUCAAACUGAGUGCUGGCAAUGCCUAACACAAAUGGACUGGGGAAACUGAGUCAGCCAGCUGGCCUUCCCCACUGAGGAGGUGCUCCCUACUCUUGCUAGUGAGCUUCCCAAGACUGAAGUGCUCAUUCCUCUCUGCCAUGCAGGCACAGGGACUGGGGUGAGCAGCCAUAAGUUUUGUUAGGAAUGCUUUCCUGUUCGGCUGUUUUCAACGAUGAUAUGUUUCCACUUACGCUUCUUUUUUUUUAACUUUUUGUCCUUCUGUCACACAAUGAGGGGGACCAGCCCCAAACAAUAUGCUUGGAAGACAUUUAGAAUCAAACAGGAUCAGAUCUGAAACAGGGAAGGGAGCAACUCUAGUUUCCAGAACCACUUUCACAGUGGGUUUAAACAACACAGGGCAAUUUAUCUGUAUAUAUUGCAGGCCUCUUGAUGUAAUUGUAAGAUAUGAGGCGGCUGACAACAUAACAUGACAUACUAUUUUACAGGGAAGUUUUUUAAAAACUUAAUUUGAAAUUAUGUGUGUAUGUAUGUCUGUGUGUAGGUAUGUGUGAGUACAAAUGCCCGAAGAGUCAUCAAGUCCUUUUGGCUAACUCUAUAGUUAUAAGCAGUUACAGCCACCUGACGGCACGGGUCCUGGGAACUGAACUUGGGUCCUCUGUAAGAGUAGUGUGCUCUCUUAAUGACUGAGCCAUCUCCCUAGCCCCACUGUGAACUUCUUAUAUGUACAUGUAAGAAGAAACUUGAAAAAGUGCCUUAAUGACCAGAAAGAUGAUGCAUCUUGUACAGGCAUUUACUGCCAACCCUGAUGACCUGAGUUCCAUCCUUAGGAGUCACUGGUAGAAGGACAGAAUGGACUCCCAAAAGAUGUCCUUUGACCUAUACAUGGGCAUAGCUGAACACACAAACAAACAUAAAAAUCCUGAAGUUGUAACAUGUAUUUAUUGACAUAAUCAAGUAUUAGGAUAAGUAAGUAAUUCCGUGCGCUAGCUGUUCUUUGACGUGACAGGCAGAAUGGUCAUUUGUUUACACAGUGUCGUCACAAGCAUGCCAGUAUGCAUGGUGCUGCAUUAUGACAACUGUAAUUAGUGUCUUAGGGCCACAGAAGUUCGUAGCUGCAUUACAAGUUUAUAGAACCACCAUUACAUACAAGCAAUCUGUUAUCUAAUGAGAUGUCACUGACAAGAGCAUUACUGCACUUCAUGGCUCACCUAGAACUAAGACAGGAGGGCUGCACAAGGUGAAAGUCAUCCUAGCAUUUGUGCUAAGUUCAAGGCACCCUCAAAACAAACAGAAAUAUCCAUCAACUAAUCUGAGGAUCCAUACAUUCUCUGUAAACACUUUUUGCUCCAUGAUACCCUGACUGAUCGACUUUCACAGUCCUCUACAAAGUUGUCUCCACUCUUCUUGCCCUGAGAAGUUCUUCCGCCUAGACAACAUCAGCAGACAUCUGUAGGCCUGUGGUUGCGUGGAGCCCUUCAGACCCUGAACAAACUAAAGGGAAGGGAACUUGGGAUAUUUAGUAUAUCACAUUUUUUUAUGGAAACGGCGUGUGUGCAUACAGUUUAUUUGGGGUGAACCAAGGGCUAUAUAUAUGAAGCCUGGAGAGCAGGAAGUGGUUCUUCUUAGGUUGGAGUUUCAUUUGGUGAGGCUUAUGAUUCUGGAGAUAGCUCAUUUUCAGAGAAGCAUUCCAGGAAGCUGAACCCAGAAUCUCCCAAGGCUUACCUGAAAUUCCCUAGGUAGAAGAUUCAGGUUGGGCUCCCCAGAUCAGGCAGAGAAGAGGAAGCCCUGCUAAGAAAAUGGAUUCCUUUUUUCACUGAGCUCAGGAAAGCUAUCAACAUGGUAGACUCAAGCUUUAGUAGCGGGUUCCUGAGAUUGAACUCUGAUUAUGCGCCUUGGAAAUAGGUGCCCUUUACCUGUUCAGCCACCUUACCAGGCCAGAAACCUGCAUUUUAAAAGUUGGGUUUUGUGUGUGUGUGUGUGUGUGUGUGUGUGUGUGUGUGUGUGUGUGUGUGUGUGUUUGUGUGUGUAAG
Rattus norvegicus (Norway rat) is the source of this 15696-nucleotide messenger RNA. The record is from RefSeq and is a predicted model, not a curated record. Lineage: Eukaryota; Metazoa; Chordata; Mammalia; Rodentia; Muridae.